Messenger RNA from Postia placenta MAD-698-R-SB12, 156 nucleotides. RefSeq lists its product as hypothetical. Bases 1 to 156 code for a protein of 51 amino acids. Gene Ontology annotation, cellular component: mitochondrial outer membrane translocase complex; mitochondrial outer membrane. Gene Ontology annotation, biological process: protein insertion into mitochondrial outer membrane; protein import into mitochondrial matrix. NCBI's taxonomy places the organism in Eukaryota, Fungi, Basidiomycota, Agaricomycetes, Polyporales, Adustoporiaceae. The record is from RefSeq and is a predicted model, not a curated record. The transcript has 4 exons.
AUGCCCUCUGAAGAGACAAAGGAGAGGAUCAUCAAGGCGGUUGAGCUCGGACGUACUGUCCUCCACUAUGGCUGGAUUCCUCUUAUCAUCUACGUCGGCUACACACGAAGCAACCCUCAGCCGUCUCUGAUCAAGUUGAUCAGCCCCCUCGCAUGA